Molecule: messenger RNA, 1928 nt
Organism: Apis dorsata (giant honeybee)
Lineage: Eukaryota; Metazoa; Arthropoda; Insecta; Hymenoptera; Apidae
Product: putative RNA-binding protein Luc7-like 2
Exons: 7
Coding region: 854-1807 (317 amino acids)
Biological process (GO): mRNA splice site recognition
Cellular component (GO): U2-type prespliceosome; U1 snRNP
Molecular function (GO): mRNA binding
Source: RefSeq, a predicted model, not a curated record
UAGAACGACCUGUACGAAUCACGCGCAUACGAUUAGUGGUAUACGAUUCUCUGAUCGAUAAAUACGAGUUGGAGAAUAACUCGAAACUCGAAAGCUAGCGGCGUGGCUGAUUGCUCACCCCCAUUUUUGACAGUGCAUCUGAAAUAUUGCACUCUCUCAAAAAAUGACUGCUCACGACCAAAUGCGUGCUAUGCUCGACCAAUUGAUGGGAACUGGACGGAAUGGUGAAAAUAACAAAUUUCAAGUGAAGUACUCGGAUCCAAAGGUCUGCAAGAGCUUUUUGCUGGCAUGCUGUCCACAUGAAAUCUUAUCAUCAACAUUCUAUUUCCAGAGUCUCUGGAAAAAGCAAUUCCAAUCAGAUCCAUUGUACAAUAUUGUUGCGAGUAUUGUCCGCUCAUAUGUCGUGUUGUACUUCUCGCUCUCACAUGCGCGUUACUGUAAGUACUGAAAAGCGAAGAGGACGUACGUAUUACAAUUCUACAAUUUGAUUAUCUCUUAACAUAAUUCAAAUACUAGGUAUAUUAAUUUGAUUAAUAAUAUAUAAAGGCGAGCGGUUACCUCAGCCCCUCUACCGGUCAACGGUGGCGAGGCUGAGUGUUGAAUAUUAAUUCCGAGACCCCGAAAGGCCUGUAUAAAGUUGGUGAGUAGCGUCAUGCUGAUUCAUGAGACGAUGUCUUAUUGUCGCUUCUUACUAAUAAUGCCGUUUACGGCAGGUAGAAAUGAAGUUUACUUUGAAAGUAUGUGUGAAAAUCGUAUUCAUCCUCGGAGAUAUAAUGGGUACAGGAAAUGAAGCAGUGAUCUCUUCAUUGCCAUCGCAUUGUCGUGUCAGGCGGAGAGGUGUUACCACUCUCGCAUGGACCUGGGAGAAUGCCCCCAGAUUCACGACUUGGCCCUACGGGCUGACUAUGAGGCUGCGCAAAAGAAGAAGGACCAUUUUUACGACAUCGAUGCUAUGGAACAUUUACAAAAUUUUAUUGCCGAUUGCGAUCGUCGUACAGAGCAAGCAAAACAACGUCUCGCGGAAACGCAAGAAGAACUUAGCGCUGAAGUAGCGGCAAAGGCGAAUAACGUUCAUGUACUCGCUGAAGAAAUUGGCAAAAAAUUGGCUAAAGCCGAGCAACUUGGCGAGGAAGGCUUUGUUGAGGAAUCCAUGAAGCUUAUGGGUGAGAUUGAUGAAUUACGAAAGAAGAAAAAUGAGGCUGAACAAGAAUAUCGAAAUAGUAUGCCUGCAUCCAGUUAUCAACAACAAAAAUUAAGAGUUUGCGAGGUUUGCAGCGCAUAUCUUGGAAUUCAUGAUAAUGAUCGACGAUUAGCGGAUCAUUUCGGUGGAAAAUUACAUCUAGGCUUUAUCAAGAUUCGAGAAAAGUUAGCAGAACUUCAAAAAACCGUCGAAGAACGACGCAAAGAAAAAAGAGAAUCGUUAUUGGAUAGACGCAGAGAUAGAGAUAGAGACGAUCGUGAACGUGAUCGUGAUAGCCGACGUGGAGGAUUGGCUUAUAGAGACAAAGAUCGCGAUCGCGAUCGUGAACGUGAUCGUGACCGUGACCGUGAUCGCGACAGAGAUCGUGACCGUGACCGUGAUCGCGACAGAGAUCGUGACCGUGACCGUGAUCGCGACCGCGAUCGUGAUCGUGAUCGUGAUCGUGAUCGCGAUAGAGAUCGAGACCGCGAACGGAGAGAUAGGGAUAGGAGAAAGUCACGCUCUCGAAGUCGCAGUCGUGGAAAAAGAUCAAAACGUUCACGCAGUAAUAGCCGUAACCGUCGAUCCCGUUCUCGUCAUAGUGGAUCUAAUGAUCGAAAAAGAUAAAAUUAAUUAUUAUUUUUAAUUAUGCUCAAUCAUUUUUUCUUCGUAUGAAUUAUCACGUGCUUAUUUGUGCACAAUGUAUUUAAAAGAAAAAGAACGAACAAAAAGAAACAAAAUAUUUGCA